This is a messenger RNA of Elaeis guineensis (African oil palm), 4435 nucleotides long. Lineage: Eukaryota; Viridiplantae; Streptophyta; Magnoliopsida; Arecales; Arecaceae. The record is from RefSeq and is a predicted model, not a curated record.
CCCUUUCUUUUUUUUAUUAGAGUUUCCCUCUCGACCGAUCGGAGCUCUUCUUCUCCACUCGCUCCAGAGAGAUCGAUCGAGAAGUAGAAAGGGGAAGUUGAAGAGCUGAAAUCAUUGCUAUGGCGUCUUCAAACGUGGUCGGAUUCGUGGGGCUGGACGAGCUGAGCUUGGAACUCGCUUCCUUGCUUAUCCGAUCGGGCUUCCGGGUCCAGGGAUUCGAGGUGCUUGGGUCAUCGGUGAUGGACCGGUUCGUGGAGUUGGGUGGAGCCAAAUGUGCCAGCCCCAUGGAGGCAGCAAGAGAUGCUUCAGCUAUGAUAGUACUGGCUUCUGCAGAUGAAAUGACUGAGGUUUUCUUUGGCAAGAAGGGUGUAGUAAGAGGAUUGUGUAGGGAAGCUGUUGUCAUUCUUCAAUCAACAUUAUUGCCAAGUCAUAUUCAGAAGCUCGAGAAGAGUCUCUCAGAUGAGGCAGGGCAUCUGGUUCUUGUUGAUUCACAAGUUUUUCAAGGAGUUUCUGAGCCUCUGAAAGGGAAGAAUAUUGUUAUCGCAUCGGGAAGCCCAAUUGCAAUGCGGAGGGCUCAACCUGUUCUGUCUGCUAUCAGUGAAAAGGUUUUUUCAUUUGAAGGUGAAGUUAGUGUGGGAAGAAAGAUUCGAAUGGUAAAUGAUCUGCUUGAGGGUAUUCAUCUUGUUGCUUCGGUGGAGGCAAUAUUUCUUGGUGUUCGAGCAGGAAUUCAUCCAUCUAUUCUCUAUGACAUAAUCUCAAAUGCUGCUGGAAGUUCUUGGAUCUUUGUGGAGACUGUUCCCAAAUUGUUGAGUGGUGACCACUUAUUGACAAAAUCUUUGAGCACUCUAGUAAAAAAUGUGGGGUUUGUGAUGGAGAUGGCCAAAGCAGUCACGUUUCCUCUUCCGCUUUUAGUCAUUGCAAAUCAACAGCUAAUACAGGCCUCUUCAUCUAAUGGUGGAGACAUUGCUUCUGCUUCACCAUUGAAGAUCUGGGAACAAAUGUUUGGAGUUAAUAUUAGAGAUGCAGCUAAUCAGAAGUCCUACAACCCUGGUCACCUGGCAGAGCAACUUUCUAUGACAUCAAAAGCUGUAAAAAGAAUUGGUUUUAUUGGUCUUGGAGCAAUGGGUUUUGGCAUGGCAACACAUUUGCUAAGGUCAAACUUCUACGUCAUUGCUUAUGAUGUGUAUAAGCCAACUCUAAAUAGGUUUGCAGAUUUAGGUGGCAUAGUGGGGUCCUCUCCUGAAGGAGCAGCUAAAGAUGUGGAAGUGCUUAUUAUCAUGGUCGCAAAUGAAGCUCAAGCUGAAAGUGUUCUAUAUGGAAAUGCUGGUUCAGUGUUUGCACUUCCAGCUGGAGCAACUAUAAUUCUUUCUUCUACAGUCUCCCCAGGUUUUAUAACUCGUGUUGAGCAAAGAUUAAAAGGUGAGAACAAGAGCUUAAAAUUGGUAGAUGCACCUGUGUCUGGUGGUGUCAAAAGAGCAGCUGAUGGAACACUUACGAUAAUGGUUUCAGGAACAGAUGAAGCUCUCUCAUGUGCUGGUUCUGUUCUCUCAACACUAAGUGAGAAGCUGUAUGUCAUUGAAGGUGGAUGUGGAGCUGCAAGUUCUGUGAAGAUGGUUAAUCAACUGCUUGCUGGAGUUCAUAUAGCUGCAGCAGCAGAAGCAAUGGCAUUUGGAGCUAGAUUGGGUCUAAACACCAGAAUGCUUUUUGAAAUAAUUAAACAUGGAGGAGGUUAUUCUUGGAUGUUUGGAAAUCGUGUGCCACACAUGCUAGAAAAUGAUUACACACCAUACUCUGCAGUUGAUAUCUUUGUUAAAGACCUUGGCAUCGUGUCUAAUGAAAGCUCCAAUCUUAAGAUCCCACUUCAUAUUUCAAAUGCUGCCCACCAGCUUUUUCUUUCAGGUUCUGCUUCUGGCUGGGGUCGAUAUGAUGAUGCUGCUGUCGUUAAGGUCUAUGAGACAUUAACUGGUGUUAAAGUUGAAGAGAGAGCUUUUCUUCUUAAUAAAGAAGACCUGUUAAAGUCUCUUCCAUCUGAAUGGCCAGAGGAUCCAAUGGAAGAUCUUCAUUUACUGGAGUACCCAACUACCUCAAAAGUUUUAGUAGUUUUGGAUGAUGACCCCACUGGAACUCAAACUGUUCAUGAUAUUGAAGUCUUAACAGAAUGGAGAAUUGAGACACUUGUUGAGCAGUUCAGCAAAAGGCCUACCUGUUUCUUUAUUUUAACCAAUUCACGAUCACUAAGCACUGAGAAGGCUAUCUUGUUAACAAAAGAUAUCUGUAGAAAUGUAGACACUGCAGCUAAAAGAGUUACAGGCAUUAAUUACACAGUGGUGUUGAGAGGUGAUUCAACCCUUCGUGGUCACUUUCCAGAAGAAGCUGAUGCAGCUGUUUCAGUAUUAGGCGAGAUGGAUGCGUGGAUCAUUUGUCCUUUCUUUCUACAAGGUGGACGUUACACUAUUAAUGACAUUCACUAUGUUGCAGAUGCUGAUAGGCUUGUACCUGCUGGGGAGACUGAGUUCUCCAAGGAUGCUGCCUUUGGUUACAAAUCUUCUGAUCUCAGAGAGUGGGUUGAAGAGAAAACAAAAGGGCGAAUUCCAGCCAGCAGUGUUUCAUCAAUUUCUAUUCAUCUCUUGCGUAAGGGAGGGCCAGUUGCUGUUUGCAAGCAUCUCUGUAGCUUGCAAAAGGGGUCAAUAUGUAUCGUUAAUGCAGCAAGUGAAAGAGAUGUAACUGUAUUUGCUGCAGGAAUGAUCCAGGCAGAAAUGGAAGGAAAACGUUUUUUAUGCCGCACUGCGGCAAGUUUUGUAUCUGCUCGAAUUGGAAUCAGGGCAAAGCCUCCUAUCUGUCCAAGGGAUCUUGGCAUAACUAAAGAUAAAUUUGGAGGUCUCAUAGUUGUCGGUUCGUAUGUUCCUAAAACCACAAAGCAGGUUGAAGAACUAAAAGGACAAUUGGGCCAUGCCCUAAGAUGCAUAGAGGUGUCUGUUGAUAAAAUUUCCAUGAAGUCGACUGAAGAGAGAGAGGAAGAGAUUAGUCAUGUAUCUGAAAUUGCAACUGCUUCCUUGAAGGCAAACAAGGAUACUCUUUUGAUGACCAGCAGGCAACUCAUUACAGGAAAAUCUCCAGAAGAAAGUUUAGAAAUUAACUACAAGGUCAGCUCUGCACUUGUGGACAUUGUUAGGCGAAUUAAUGCUCGACCUCGUUACAUCCUUGCCAAGGGUGGAAUCACUUCAUCAGAUCUUGCUACGAAAGCUUUAGAAGCCCAGUGCGCUAGGGUAAUUGGACAAGCAUUAGCUGGUGUGCCCUUAUGGCAGUUAGGACCAGAAAGUAGACACCCUGGGGUUCCAUACAUUGUUUUCCCAGGUAAUGUUGGCGAUCACACAGCACUAGCUGAAGUUGUAAAAAACUGGGCCUAUCCUCCUAGAAGCUCAACCAAAAUUAUUCUUCUUAAUGCAGAGAAGGGUGGAUAUGCUGUUGGUGCUUUCAAUGUUUAUAAUCUCGAAGGGGUUGAAGCAGUUAUUUCAGCUGCAGAGGUUGAAAGCAGUCCUGCUAUUUUGCAGGUACAUCCAGGUGCUUUGAAGAUAGGAGGGCUCUCUUUGCUUGCAUGUUGCAUUUCUGCUGCUGAACAGGCCAGAGUGCCAAUUGCUGUUCACUUUGAUCAUGGAAAUUCAAAAGCUGAGCUGCUUGAAGCUCUUGAGUUGGGAUUUGAUUCAGUCAUGGUUGAUGCAUCACAUCUUCCUUUAAAGAAGAAUAUAUUGUGCACAAAGUACAUAUCACUUUUGGCGCACACAAAAGGACUGCUUGUGGAAGCUGAACUCGGGCGGUUGUCAGGCACUGAAGAUGACUUGACAGUUGAAGAUUAUGAAGCCAGGUUAACUGAUGUCACUCAGGCUCAAGAAUUUAUUGAUGAGACCGGCAUUGAUGCUUUAGCAGUUUGCAUAGGAAACGUCCAUGGAAAAUACCCAUCUAGUGGUCCCAGUUUAAGAUUUGACUUGCUCAAGAAACUACGUGCAUUAACUCUCGAGAAAGGAGUAUGUUUGGUUCUCCAUGGAGCAUCUGGUCUGCCCAAAGAUGUUGUAAAGGAAUGCAUAGCAUUAGGUGUAAGAAAGUUUAACGUGAACACAGAAGUCCGGAGUUCCUACUUGGAGUCUCUACAAAAGCCCCACAAGGACUUGGUUCAUGUGAUGGCAUCUGCAAAGAAGGCCAUGCAAGCUGUGAUUGCAGAGAAGAUGCAUCUGUUCGGUUCAGCAGGAAAGGCAUGGUAGUAGUCACAAGUGAAGGAGCUCAUUCUGCUUUCCUAUGUGUCAUUUAUGUAUUAUCAUUCGGAACCGUCUGGAUGGCAUUGACUGCUGGGCUGGGUGCAUAUGCCUUUAAACGUCGCAUUGUAUCCUUAGCAAUAAAAAUUUCUUGCCAAAUUGUUAUUUAUUGUCCUUCUUAUCGACCG